Messenger RNA from Lucilia cuprina (Australian sheep blowfly), 616 nucleotides. RefSeq names its product G-protein coupled receptor Mth2-like. The transcript has 4 exons. NCBI's taxonomy places the organism in Eukaryota, Metazoa, Arthropoda, Insecta, Diptera, Calliphoridae. The coding region runs from base 127 to 594 and encodes 155 amino acids. The record is from RefSeq and is a predicted model, not a curated record.
UGGACUUGUAUUCUCAGUUACGACACUUGGAAAUCAUUAACAAAAAUUAAUCAAGAUGAAACUUCAUUUGGUACAUAUUUUUUGAUCGGUUGUUUCAUACCAUUGUUAUUGACAUUUCUCACGUAUAUGGCCCACAUUUCUAAUUUACCCAAUGAAUGGAAACCGGGAAUGGAAGGAGAUGUUUGUGCAGUUAAUACUAUACGUUGGUCCGCUGUUAUAUACUACUAUAUACCAUGUUGUGUCGUAUUCUUUUUUAGUAUAACGCUAUACGUGCGCAUAGUGGUCUUUAAGAAAAAACAUAGUGAGGAAUUACAAAGCUUAUUUGGUCAUGGUCCCGAGCCACUGUUAGAGAGAUUCGCUUUACUUUUUCGAAUUUUUCUUUUUAUGGGCAUUUCAUGGUCUUUAGAUAUUUUAUCGUAUUUCUUUCGUUUAUUUUUUGGCGCAGAAGACUAUUUUAUUUAUACAGCUUUAGAUCUUUUCAAUGCUUUUCAUGGUUUCUUUGUAUUUUUAGCGUUUAUAUGCCGCAAGUCAGUUUUGCAAAAAAUCCAAAGGAAAAUUUCAUUAACAAGAAAACAUAAAUCAAAUUUUUUUUAAAAAAUAAACAAGAACAUUUACA